This is a messenger RNA of Sclerotinia sclerotiorum 1980 UF-70, 291 nucleotides long. RefSeq lists its product with no specific name. The record is from RefSeq and is a predicted model, not a curated record. The transcript has 3 exons. NCBI's taxonomy places the organism in Eukaryota, Fungi, Ascomycota, Leotiomycetes, Helotiales, Sclerotiniaceae. Bases 1 to 291 code for a protein of 96 amino acids.
AUGCCGAUGUUACUUCCUGUUAUUUCACUUUGGAAAGCCACUAAAGUCUACUCUACUCGCUACGCUGCUAAGAUCGGUAGAGAAUUCUGUGGCUCCGUAUAUCCCGCCAAUCAGCUCCUUGAUUGGAUCCCUGAAUGUGGUGAAGGCCAUGAGCAGGACAAACUUGUUCCUCGUAAGACUCAAGCAGCUGUAGGCCAGGCCUAUCUUAUGCUUCCAAAUGGCCAAGCUCUUGCACCUGAUAGCGUUUGGACACAAAAUGAGUGGUCUGCACCUCGAGCAGAGUCCCGAUGA